Thyridium curvatum is the source of this 1656-nucleotide messenger RNA. RefSeq lists its product as uncharacterized. Gene Ontology annotation, cellular component: cytoplasm. Gene Ontology annotation, molecular function: amidophosphoribosyltransferase activity. Lineage: Eukaryota; Fungi; Ascomycota; Sordariomycetes; Thyridiales; Thyridiaceae. The record is from RefSeq and is a predicted model, not a curated record. Gene Ontology annotation, biological process: purine nucleotide biosynthetic process; purine nucleobase biosynthetic process. The transcript has 3 exons. The coding region runs from base 1 to 1656 and encodes 551 amino acids.
AUGUGCGGUAUCGUCGCCCUCCUCCUCGGUGACCCCAAGGCCACCACGGCCGCCAUCGACAUCCACGAGUCGCUGUACUACCUGCAACAUCGUGGACAGGAUGCCGCGGGUAUCACCGUCUCCCAGGGCGGCCGCGUGUACCAGGCCAAGGGCAACGGCCUGGUCUCCAAGGUCAUGAACGACGGUGCUCGCCUCCAGCAGCUGCCCGGAAACCUCGGCAUCGGCCACCUGCGAUACCCGACCGCAGGAACCUCGUCCGUCUCCGAGGCGCAGCCCUUCUACGUCAACACCCCGUUCGGCCUCUGCAUGAGCGUCAACGGCAACCUCGUCAACACUGAGGAGCUCCGCAGGUUCCUCGACGUCGAGGCCCGCCGGCACAUCAACUCCGACUCCGACUCGGAGCUCCUGCUCAACGUCUACGCCCACUCCCUCACCGAGCUCGGCAAGUCGCGUGCCAACUCCGAAGACAUCUUCACCGCCCUCCGAGCCGUCUACGACAAGUGCCAGGGCGCGUUCGCCUGCACCGUCAUGAUUGCCGGUUUCGGCAUCCUUGGCUUCCGCGACGCCAACGGCAUCCGGCCCCUCUGCAUCGGCUCUCGGCCGUCUGCCACCCUCGAGGGUGCCACCGACUACUUCAUGGCUUCCGAGUCGGUCGCCCUGACGCAGCUCGGCUUCAGCAACAUCCGCAACAUCAAGCCCGGCGAGGCCGUCUUCGUCCAGAAGGGAUGCGCCCCCAUCUUCCGCCAGGUGGUCACGCCGCGGAGCUACAGCCCCGACAUCUUUGAAUACGUCUACUUUGCCAGGCCCGACACGGUCAUGGACGGCAUCUCGGUCUACAGGAGUCGGCAGAACAUGGGCAUUGAGCUGGCCAAGACGAUGCGUGAGGUCCUGGGCGAUAAGAUCAUCGACGAGAUCGAUGUUGUGGUUCCGGUCCCUGAAACUAGUAACACCUCAGCGGCUGCACUGGCCGCGCAACUGAACAAGCCCUACUCCAACGGCUUCGUGAAGAACCGAUACGUCUUCCGGACGUUCAUCCUGCCCAACCAAGGGCUGCGCAAGAAGAGCGUGCGCCGGAAGCUCUCGCCCAUCGAGUGCGAGUUCGAGGGCCGCAACGUCUUGCUUGUCGACGACAGUCUUGUCCGCGGCACCACCUCGCGAGAAAUCGUGCAGAUGGUGCGUGAAUGCAAGGCGAAAAAGGUCAUCUUUGCGAGCUGCUCGCCCAAGAUCACCAACCAGCACAUCUACGGCAUCGACCUGGCCGACCCGGCCGAGCUCGCCGCCCACGGCCGGACAACCGAGGAGAUCGCCAAGCACAUCCAGGCGGACCACCUCGUCUACCUGACGCUCGAGGGCAUGAAGGCCGCCUGCAUGGACGCGGCGGACAAGGACAGCCUGGUGGAGGACUUUGAGGUCGGCGUCUUCACCGGUAAGUACGUGACGGGCGUGCCCGAGGGCUACCACGAGCACCUCAGCUCGCUGCGCAAGGGCAAGAAGCGCCAGGCGGAAGCGGCAGGUCUGGCUUCCGAGGGCCGUGAUGAGUCGACGAGGAACGCGGUGCUGGUGACCAACAGCGGGCCGGUCAACGACGCGGGGCCGGAGUACCGCGAGGAUAUCAGCAUCCACAACUUUGCGACGGAAAACAGGAACCAUGAGUGA